Messenger RNA from Anas platyrhynchos (mallard), 2528 nucleotides. RefSeq names its product cytohesin 4 (gene CYTH4). The record is from RefSeq and is a predicted model, not a curated record. Lineage: Eukaryota; Metazoa; Chordata; Aves; Anseriformes; Anatidae. Gene Ontology annotation, biological process: regulation of ARF protein signal transduction. Gene Ontology annotation, molecular function: guanyl-nucleotide exchange factor activity.
UUUGCAUUGCAGAAGUAGCCAAGGAGCCUCUGCUAGGUCAGAGCAGCGUGCACACACAGCUUCCUUCACUGAUACAAGCUCAUGAGAUGUGGUCGGACGGACGAGGAGGGGAAGGGAGGAGUCAGAGGGCAACCCGCCCCCCCUAAAGCUGCUGCGAUUUUGGUCACUGGCUCCAAGUCGUUUCAGUUCUGUGAAGCAUCUGAGCAAGCAGAAGGCAAGGAAGAACACCUUUGUGGAAAACACGUUGGGCUCUUCAGGAUGGACUUUUCUCCUGCUGGGUCAUCUGACCUGAACGAGGCUGAAGAGGCUGAAAUAGAGACAAUAAAGCAGCACAGAGAGGAGCUCUUAGAGGACAUUAAGAAGUUGAAGGAACAGAUCGCCCAAGUGUUUGCAGAGAUUGAAUGCUUCCAAAAUGAGGAGAGGCAAGAGACAGACCAUAAUGCUGGGGAGCAGACCAGCAAACUGUCACAGAGGGAUAAACUUCUGUCCCUGGGUCGGAAGAAAUUCAACAUGGACCCUGAAAAGGGGAUCCAGUACCUGAUUGAGCAACAGCUUUUGUCCUCAGACCUGCAGGAGAUCGCCAAAUUCCUCCACAAGGGUGAAGGCCUGAACAAGACAGCCAUUGGGGAUUUCCUGGGUGGGAGGGACCCCACAAACAUUCAGAUCCUCCAAGCUUUUGUGGCAUGUCACCAGUUUGCCAACCUCAACUUGGUGCAGGCACUAAGACAGUUCCUAUGGAGCUUCCGUCUGCCUGGGGAAGCACAGAAGAUUGACCGCAUGAUGGAGGCCUUUGCCAACUGGUACUGCAAGUGUAACCCAGGAGUAUUCCAGUCUACAGAUACCUGUUAUAUACUCUCCUUCUCUAUCAUCAUGCUUAACACUAGUCUGCACAAUCCCAAUGUGAAAGAUAAACCCCCCUUUGAAAGAUUUGUAUCCAUCAACCGAGGCAUUGACAAUGGAGCAGACCUGCCAGAAGAGCUCUUAAAGAAUCUGUUUGAGAGCAUAAAGAACGAGCCGUUCUCCAUACCAGAAGAUGAUGGGAAUGAUCUGACACAUACUUUCUUCAACCCUAGCCGCGAGGGAUGGCUCCUGAAACUAGGAGGACGUGUGAAAACCUGGAAGCGCCGCUGGUUCAUUCUGACCGAUAACUGCCUGUACUACUUUGAAUACACCACGGACAAAGAGCCUCUGGGCAUUAUCCCCCUGGAGAACCUAUCAGUCCGGAAGGUGGAUGACCCCAAAAAGCCAAACUGCUUCGAGCUCUUCAAUCCCAACUGCAAAGGGCAGAAGAUCAAAGCCUGCAAAACAGAUGGAGAUGGGAAGGUGGUUGAAGGCAAGCAUCAGUCCUACAAGAUCUCAGCAGCCACACCAGCAGAACGUGAUGAGUGGAUUGAGGCAAUAAGGACCAGCAUAACACAGGAUCCUUUCUAUGAUCUGGUCUCCGCCCGAAAGAAGAAGAUUGCCAACAAAAACUGAGCCCUGACCUGGUCACUGGCAGCAAGAAAAUGUAUUUGUUGGGCAGCCUCCCUCUCAUGCAGGGCACUUCCAGUGAAGAAAUUCAGAAAUACUGGCUCCCUCUGCCUCCCACAUGGUAGGAAGAUGACUGACAGGACAACAUAGCAGAUUUGCUUCUUCCUUUUCCAACCUGAAGGCAGAGGCACUGGGUGCAACCCGCUGAGGACUGUCAGAGCUGUGGGCAGAGCAUUUCCCAUGUCAUGACACAAAGGCUCCACAGUGUCUAGCCUUUGGGUUCUUCCGUAUAGCUCCAGGCAUGAGGGACAGGAUUUGAGGGGAGAAGAGAAUGUCUCCAGCAUGUCUCCAGCCCACAGGCAACCCCUCCAGCUAUCAGAUGAGGCCUGGUUAUUUUUCUGAGGAACCAUGUGGGUGCUCUCAGGCCAGCAAAGCAUGGUCCGGUCAGUUGCAGAGUAGAAAAGCUCCAUUGGUUUCUCUUCCUUGAACAGAAAUGCAGUGGUUAUAGCGAAGGUGCCACUGAUAGUUAGGAACUCCAGGAUGAAAUCAGAGGACAAGGGAAGAUAAGAAACCUUCUGUUCAGAAGAGAGCCCUCCUUGCCUCUUUUUAUAGCCAUGGGGGCUGUAAUCCUGGAAAGCCCCUGCUCUGCAGCUGAGACACAGGAUUUAGGAAGUAAUUGUUGUUAGAUGGGGAGAUAAGGUGUGCACUGAGUGCACAGAGGCUGCUGGGCCAGGGAAGCAGCUCUGGGUCUUGGUCUCUCUAUUUUAAUACUCAGGGACCACCACAGGUCCCCCCAGGGAAGAACCCCAAACACUAGCUCUCCUCCUGGCUGAUGGCUUCUCAGCAAACUUUGCUUCCUGGCACCAACCCAGAGGCCCAAACCGUGCAUCUGAAAGGUCUGCAGCCAGCAGGCAUGACAAAUCAGAGGUGCGUACGCACCACACACACAGAGGCAAGCACACACAGAGGCAUUCCCACCUUCACAGACUGGUUUCACCUGGCGCCUGCUGCUUUUGUCUCUUGUGUGAAGAAAUAAAAGUGUCUGAAACAAGCCGAAA